This is a messenger RNA of Polypterus senegalus (gray bichir), 1582 nucleotides long. RefSeq names its product protein O-fucosyltransferase 1 (gene pofut1). The transcript has 7 exons. Gene Ontology annotation, molecular function: peptide-O-fucosyltransferase activity. The coding region runs from base 4 to 1209 and encodes 401 amino acids. The record is from RefSeq and is a predicted model, not a curated record. Lineage: Eukaryota; Metazoa; Chordata; Cladistia; Polypteriformes; Polypteridae. Gene Ontology annotation, biological process: protein O-linked glycosylation via fucose; Notch signaling pathway; regulation of Notch signaling pathway. Gene Ontology annotation, cellular component: endoplasmic reticulum.
AGCAUGAUGGAUCCUGGGAUUUUAACAAUGGCGGCGGGAGGAUUGCCGCUGCAGUGUUUGGUGGUGUUAUUUCUGUUUUUACCGAAUAUGUUGAUAGUGUUAAUUGAGAAAGCGAGUGGUGCCGCCGUGUGGGAUGAGAGCGGGUACUUACUGUACUGCCCGUGCAUGGGACGUUUUGGGAACCAAGCUGAUCAUUUCUUGGGAUCACUGGCUUUUGCUAAAAUGAUAAACAGGACAUUAGCUGUUCCUCCCUGGAUAAUCUACAGACAUCACAUGCCUCCUUAUACCAACAUGCAUGUUCCUUAUAAAGAAUUUUUCAAAUUGGAGCUUCUCCUUGAGUACCACAAAGUCAUCAGCUUAGAACAAUUCAUGGAGGAACUUGCUCCCAUGCACUGGCCUCCAGGCAAGCGUGUAGCAUAUUGCUUUGACGCAGCAGCUCAGAGAAGUUCUGAUAAAAAGAGUUGUCCGAUGAAGGAGGGAAAUCCUUUUGGUCCUUUCUGGGAUCAUUUUGGAAUUGAGUUUGAUAAGUCUGUUCUACUCUCAGGCAUUGCUUUCAGUUCUUACUAUAAAGACACAUGGCUCAAAAAGUUUACACCUUUGGAGCAUCCUGUCUUGGCUUUGCCUGGGGCUCCUGCUCAGUUUCCAGUACUUGAGGAACAUGUUCACCUUCAAAAAUAUGUAGUUUGGGAAGAUACGUUUGUUUUGAAAGCACAAGGUUAUAUUAAAUCACUGCUUGCCAGGCCUUAUGUGGGAAUACACUUAAGGAUUGGCUCAGACUGGCAAAAUGCCUGUAAACUUCUGGAGGAUGGCAAAAUAGGAUCACACUUCAUGGCGUCACCGCAGUGUGUGGGAUAUAAUCGCAAUACUGCCAUCCCUCUGACUAUGAACAUGUGUUUGCCAGACUUAAAAGAGAUUAAACAGGCUCUGAAACACUGGGUGAAUAAGAUCAAGGCUAAAUCUGUGUACAUUGCAACUGACUCAGAGUCCCACAACAAAGAAAUAGAGAAACUUUUUAAAGAAAAGGUUAAGGUAGUAAGUCUCCAGCCAGAUGUCGCUCAGAUAGACCUGUAUGUCCUUGGACAGGCUGAUCACUUUAUUGGCAACUGUGCAUCCUCAUUUACUGCUUUUGUAAAACGAGAACGGGACAUUCAUGGAAAAACAACUUCAUUUUUUGGGAUGGAUAAUGGCAAGGGCAAAGAUGAGUUGUAGAGUAUAUGGCAAUUUUAAUUAUCCAAAUGCAGGUCUAAGCACAUUAUAAACUUGCCUUUACAAAGGUUUCCAGUAAAGGCUAAUUUGAACCCUUUACCUAAGGAGGUGAGGAUCCCACUUACAUAACAAUCCAAUGAACUUCUAAAAAACAUUCAAAAUAGGGUUUGUGUAAGGAGCUUAAAGACACCAAACAAAAUCAUUUAAGAUAGUGAGUGAUUUGAAUAACUUUUUCAAUGAAAACACUAGUAUAACGUGUUCUUAUUUGUUCAGGCAGUGUACAAUUAUUAAAAAAUAAGGUGCAUAAAAACACAUGAAAUCAGCUUCCAAGUUAAACCACAGUGUAUUUUUUAAGCUUAGUGAUUAUUUAAAGCAC